Beauveria bassiana ARSEF 2860 is the source of this 903-nucleotide messenger RNA. RefSeq names its product fructosamine Kinase PKL/CAK/FruK. Lineage: Eukaryota; Fungi; Ascomycota; Sordariomycetes; Hypocreales; Cordycipitaceae. The transcript is spliced from 5 exons. The record is from RefSeq and is a predicted model, not a curated record. Bases 1 to 903 code for a protein of 300 amino acids.
AUGGACUAUGAUACGCUGGAUGCGGCAAUCCUAGCCGGCGCCCUUGCCGGGAGAUCAUGGGAGCAUUGGUCUACUGGCCUAAGGAUCGACGUCCUAGAUGGCGGCAACGAAAAGAGCUACUUCGUCAAGGUUAUCGAACGUGAAGAUUUCGUUGGCAUGGCCGAAGCAGAGUAUGAGGGACAGAAAGCAAUUGCCGCCGUCAUUCCCGACAAUGCAGUCAAACCGGUCGCAUGGGGAUAUUAUGCCGAUGCCAAAACCAAGGCCUGGUUUAUGGCAGAGUACUCCAACUUCCGUGCCAGAGCCCCUCCCCUUGAACAGCUGCUGCCCAUUGUCAAGCAGAUGCUCAAGCAGAUGCAUCAGAGAUCGAUCUCGCCAACUGGCCAGUUCGGGUUUCACGUCACAUCGUACUACGGUCCGCAGCCAAUGAUAGUUGACUGGACUGAUAACUGGGAAGAAUUCUGGGUUCGUGAGUUUCGAUCAGGGUUGAGAAAUGUUGAGAGGAUGCGAGGUCAGGAUCCCGAACUUUUCGAGAUUGCUGAACAAUUCAUCGAAAAGGUUGCCUCUCGCUUACUUCGACCACUUCAAAAAGUGAAGGUGGGCGCUUCCAAGCCCAUCGAAGAUUUUGAGGACCGAGUCUCACUCUAUGCUAUGGCAAAAGCGGACAUAAAACGCUUACUUGAGAAGUACCCCGAUGGUCUUCGUUAUUACAUGGGCGGACUAGAGCCUACUAUUGCUAGCCUACCUGAUACGCCUCCGGCAACACCUUCGAGAGCCCAGCCUCCCACUCAGAUUGCGAGCAAAGGCGACAAUACCGGUAUCAAUACACCACCGAGAACGCCUUUGAUCACCUACGAUCCCAGCCGCAACUCAAUUACCGACGAUUUACUUGCCGCAGGCGAGUGA